CUGGCUCGCUCGCCGUACCCUUGCCCGGCCGUAAAGCGCGGAAGGUCGCUGUCCCGGGGCUCGCGGAACUUUUAUUUUCUCCUGCCGCGUCUUUCUCAUGUCCUGUGAGCCCUUUUCCGGUCCGGUCCGCGACGACCCCCUACGGCUGUGGUGUUUGCCUCGCUCCCGCCAGGGUGUCGCUGAGCGGGGCGUCCGCGGCACGGGAGUUUGACUUCUUGGGAUCUCCUUAGCUGAGUGAAAGCACAUGUCCCGGUUGGUGACAGACGUGAUGUUUCACCAGUUCCUGUCGAUCAUCCGAAGACAAAGGAGCAGCCCAAGAUGGCAGAACUGGAGUUUGGCAAGAAGCAGCGCGUCGGCUGCCAAAGCCCAUUCUGUCACCCUGCCUGCCCAGGCCCAGGUGGUCAUCUGUGGGGGUGGAAUCAUGGGCACAUCUGUGGCCUAUCACCUCUCCAAGAUGGGGUGGAAGGACAUCGUUCUUCUGGAGCAGGGCAGGCUGGCCGCUGGCUCUACCAGGUUCUGUGCUGGCAUCCUGAGCACUGCCAGGCACUUGACCAUCGAGCAGAAAAUGGCAGACUAUUCAAACAAACUCUACCAACAACUAGAGCAAGAAACAGGGAUCCAAACAGGCUACGUAAGGACAGGCUCAGUCUUUCUGGCCCAAACACAAGACCGGCUGAUCUCCCUGAAGCGCGUCAACUCAAGACUGAAUGUUAUAGGGAUCCCUUCUGAGAUCAUCUCCCCAAAGAAAGUGGCUGAACUGCACCCUUUCCUCAACAUGCACGACCUGGUGGGGGCCAUGCACGUUCCUGAGGAUGCAGUGGUGUCCUCCGCCGAUGUGGCCCUGGCCCUGGCAAGUGCCGCCUCCCAGAAUGGUGUUCAGAUUUAUGACCGAACAAGUGUUCUUCAUGUAAUGGUCAAAAAAGGUCAAGUUACUGGUGUGGAGACAGAUAAAGGACAGAUUGAGUGCCAGUAUUUUGUCAACUGUGCUGGUCAGUGGGCAUACGAGCUGGGUCUGUCCAACGAGGAGCCGGUUAGUAUCCCGUUACAUGCCUGCGAACACUUCUACCUUCUGACUCGCCCCUUGGAGACCCCUCUGCAGAACAACACACCAACUAUCGUGGACCCUGAUGGAAGAAUAUAUAUUCGGAACUGGCAGGGUGGCAUCUUGUCUGGGGGCUUUGAGAAGAACCCGAAACCUAUUUUUACUGAGGGCAAGAACCAGCUGGAAAUUCAGAAUCUACAGGAAGACUGGGAUCAUUUUGAGCCCCUGUUGAGCUCCCUCCUGCGUCGGAUGCCGGAAUUGGAGACACUGGAGAUCAUGAAGCUGGUGAACUGCCCCGAGACCUUCACGCCGGACAUGAGGUGCAUCAUGGGCGAAUCCCCUGUGGUCCGUGGCUACUUCGUCCUAGCAGGGAUGAACUCUGCUGGCCUGUCCUUUGGUGGAGGAGCUGGAAAGUACCUCGCAGAAUGGAUAAUACAUGGUUACCCGUCAGAAAACGUCUGGGAAUUAGACUUGAAGCGCUUCGGAGCCCUCCAGAGCAGCCGCACCUUUCUGCGGCACCGGGUCAUGGAAGUGAUGCCUUUGAUAUACGACCUGAAGGUUCCUCGCUGGGACUUCCAGACUGGCAGGCAGCUGCGUACUUCUCCUCUGUAUGACCGGCUGGAUGCUCAAGGGGCCAGAUGGAUGGAGAAACAUGGAUUUGAGAGACCAAAGUACUUCGUUCCACCUGAUAAGGACCUCCUCUCGUUGGAGCAGAGCAAGACUUUCUACAAGCCAGACUGGUUUGACAUCGUGGAGUCUGAAGUCAAGUGCUGUAAGGAGGCAGUAUGUGUGAUUGACAUGUCCUCUUUCACAAAGUUUGAGAUCACAUCUACAGGCGGCCAGGCAUUAGAAGUUCUGCAGUUCCUCUUCUCCAACGACCUGGACGUGCCCGUGGGCCACAUUGUGCACACAGGCAUGCUCAACGAGGCCGGGGGCUACGAGAACGACUGCAGCAUCGCGCGCCUGAGCAAGCGCAGUUUCUUCAUGAUCUCUCCAACUGACCAACAGGUCCACUGUUGGGCCUGGCUUAGGAACCACAUGCCUGAGGACAGCAACCUGGUGCUGGAGGACGUCACCUGGAAAUACACAGCCCUCAACCUAAUUGGCCCGCGUGCUGUGGAUGUGCUGUCUGAACUGUCCUACGCCCCUAUGACUCCAGACCACUUCCCAACUCUAUUUUGCAAGGAGAUGAGUGUGGGCUACGCCAACGGGAUCCGGGUGAUGAGCAUGACCCACACAGGGGAGCCCGGCUUCAUGCUGUACAUCCCCAUCGAGUACGCGCUGCAUGUGUACAACGAAGUGAUGAACGUGGGACAGAAGUACGGAAUCCGGAAUGCUGGGUAUUACGCCCUCCGCAGCCUCCGGAUUGAGAAGUUCUUUGCCUUCUGGGGCCAGGAUCUAAACACGCUCACCACACCUCUGGAGUGUGGACGAGAGUCUCGGGUGAAGCUGGAGAAGGGCUUGGACUUCAUGGGCCGGGAUGCCCUGCUGCUGCAGAAGCAGAACGGGGUGUACAAGCGCUUCACCAUGUUCAUCCUGGAGGACCACGACACGGACCUGGACCUCUGGCCAUGGUGGGGGGAGCCCAUUUACCGCAAUGGCCAGUAUGUCGGCCAGACUACCAGCAGUGCCUACAGCUACAGCCUGGAGCGCCACGUGUGCCUAGGCUUUGUGCACAACUUUUCCGAGGACACCGGAGAGGAACAGGUGGUCACAGCAGAUUUUAUCAACCGGGGAGAAUAUGAGAUUGACAUUGCCGGCUGCCGGUUCCAGGCCAAGGCCAAGCUCUACCCUAUCGCCUCCCUCUUUACGCACAAGCGCAGAAAGGAAGACGUGGAGCUGAGUGACUUGCAUGGGAAGUAACGCCAGGCCCAAUACCACAUCUCCGUCAUCUCACCUGAGGAGCACCACCGUGAGAGCAGCCCUUCCCUGAAUUGCUCUUCCUCACAUUUCUUAGCUCCUUGCUAUGAUUUUGAACUUGACCUGCUUUUCAACUUUUGCAGCCUUUGCCUCCCAUCCAUGCCUUGCUCCGAUUCCCGUGGUGGCAGGAAGUGUACCCAAAAGGGAGGACAGAUGCAAGCUCCCCUGUGGAACUGUCAGGGUUGUUUCACAGCAAGGCCGGCAGUGCUAGCUAGGCCGGCAGGGAAGUCAUCUCCCUGGGCUGCAGUUCCUCAGAGAGGCCUGCAUGUGUGACACAGCCCCGGGAACAGCUUGUGCCUUUUAGCCAGGCAGAUCCCUGUCCUGUCCCUUUGCAUUGUGGGCUGGCACCCCAUACCUCUAGCGAGAGGAUGAUCAUCUACCUCACCAAGGGGAGGUGGCACAUGGACACUGUCUUGUCCACAGGGGAGCCAAGCAGUUGCCUGCACCAUCCUCAUCUGCCCCCUGGAGCCAGUCCCAUACCUUCGGGCCAGGGUGCCCAGCCCACCUGGGAUUUUCUUCAUCUCUUGCUCAUCUCUGUAAUGAGGUGGUUUUUUGUUUUCUAGUUGCAUAAGCAAGUUUGCCAGUGUUGGGAAAACCACAUUACCUUGUUAUCUUUCAUGUUGCUUUUCGCAGCAGAAAAAAGUAUGUCAAAAAGUACUGCAAAAAGUAUGUCACCAUCAGUGCUGGGUUCUCUGCUGUGACAACAGCGCUGCUUUCCUUCCUGCUGUUCAAAGGUCAGUCAUCUUUCUCGAUUAUCUCAUGUGACGUGGCCUCCCCUCUGCCCUCUGCCUUCAGCUCACAAACCCAGCAUGUUUCCUCCCCUGUAGUACAGGCAGGGGAUGGUCAGGGCGGCCAGAGUGAGUGAGUAAAGCUUGGAACUUUACGACCCUGGCAUGGAAACAACACAGCCACACAGAGAUGUUCUAGUGUUGUGAGUGCAGCGGCUGAGUUUGUGAGGUAGAGGGCCACUUUGUCCGCUAGCCAUCCCCAGGCCCUGCUCACUCAGGAGGAGUAGUGUCUGUUUCUUCCUGGAAAAGCCUGGUCACAGACUGAGCUAUCCAGCCCAACACUUCAUUUCCCCUUGUAUAUAAACUGCCCUAAUCUGUUGGGGUUUUAUUAUUAGUGUAAAAGAAAAAAAAACCCUGAGAAAUCCUCAUUCAGCUAUGGUCUUCAUUGUCAUGGUAUCUUGGGGAGUGUUGGUGUUGUUAAACCUGUAGAAAUAUCAAAGAUUGUUUCAUGAGAGUAGCUUUAACAUUCCCAGGUGUCUGCCUCAUCUGGCACUGCUGUAGGCCACGUCCCUGACUGGCUCCUCCCAGACAUCUUGUUUCCCCAGCUGCCCUGCCUCAUGGUUAGUGACUCUUCAGCGUCCAUCGAUGCAUGGGGAUCUCAGCUGAUUUGUUACAGAAGAGCGGGUAGAACUCCAUCUGGGGGCUUUGAUGUUUUGGAGCACAUGUGCAUUUCACUUGCUGAGACCUGCUGCUUCUAGGCAACCAGGAGAGUGCUGAGCAGGCAGCAACAGCCAGGAAGGACCUGGCAGAGGGUGAGCUCUGGGCCAGCUGCAUGCAGGGGACAGACGGAAGAGGAUGGUGUCAAGUUCCAGGUAGUCACACGCUUUCACAUAGGUUUGCACCUCUCCAAAUCUGCUUUGUAAACGAGAUUUUAUUUGGAAUUAAAUCCAAAAGAAACUGAUUUAUGCACAGACAUUACAACUGUGGCAAUAAAUAUGUGCUUUAACUAUUAUGUAGAAGUGUCACCGUUCCUAAGUUCCAAACUGAAAAAGUAAAAGCCACCUCAAUGUAUUAUGCACAAAGAAGUGUCACAGAAGUAUAUUCAAGGUAUACUAACGAUUGUAUCUUUUUGUACUUGUUAAUCUCUAGCUAAUUACUGUUCUGUUCAUUAGCCGUACUAAGUAGGAAUGUGUGAUACUGUUUUGAAAAUCAUGAAACUUUCUUCUACUCUAGAGCUAGAAGCGCUGGCCUCCUGUGGCUAAUGUUAAUCCCCCCACACAUAGUGUUUGUCUUGUAGAGAGGGCAGAGGAGGGCCUAGCGCUCAGCCCUGUGCUUUUAAAAACCUCCAUAAAUAGGGGUCAUUCUCUGACUCCUAUUCAAGGUGACCUUCUGGGCUAUCACUUGUUACCGAGUGCCCUGGACUGUAAAGAUUUCGCUUUGGCACUUUAUAGGCACCUCUGGUCUCCUCCCUUGGAAGGACAGAGCUUUCCCCAGCUUGCAGUACCUUGUGCACACACUAGCAGGGAAGCCGGCUGGCCCUGAUGGGAGCACUGCGAACAGAUUCUUCCUCCCCGACUCCCACCCCGGCAGGUGCCCACUACUGAAGGCAGAUGCUGCAGCUCCCUGGGCUGCUGCUGAGAUGCAACAGAUCUGGAGGAUGCUGGCAGUUAUAAGGACAGAUAAACACAACAUCCUCGCAUGUGUCAUCCAAUCUCUCAGACACUGAGGCCAUAGAAGCUCACCCUGUGAGACAACAUACCAGUGUGAGUCAAGGAAUUUGGGGCUUUAGGUAGCUGGGUACUCUUUUUCUCUGAAACUGUCGGCGAAGCACUGCACAUUCUGUUCAUUUGCCAGCAAAGUUUCCUAGAUGAUCUUUUUGAACCUAGAAACAGUAUGGUGGCCUUAAACCACUAAGACUCAUUUCCCAGGAGGUGUUCUGCAGUGUUGCCAUGGCCCUUUGACUUGGGCUUGUGGAGCAAGCCUGCCCCUCCGUUACGCUGCUAUGGUGGUGACAACAGCCCUAAUUCAGAGUGCUUCGGAUGCUUUAAGAGCUAAAAAGGGACAACAACCUACUGCUUAGAUCACUUAUUUGAGCUCUUUUAACCAUAUGUAAUAGCACUAUUUCCCAUGCUGCUCCAGAAGUCCCUGUACCCCUAAAUAUGGGAGAGUCCAAUCAGGCCAGGGAUCAUUUAGCUCCAUGCUAAAUCCCAGCUUCAGUGUGACCUCAAGAGCUGCCACCAGGUAGUGUGGGCUCCCUGGGAUGUCUUUCCUGGACACACAGGAAUCUUACCUGUUCUUUUUCUUUCCUAGGCUGUUUCCAAGAAAGUAAUUAAAACAUGAGAAAUAAGUCCCCCGCUCUCAGUCCACUGCCCUGCUUUACAGGUACUAAAAGUGGCAGCACAGAGCAAGUGGUAGGUGUGUUCUUAAGAGAUGCUCACAGCCUUGACAGUCGUCUCUGUACACCCAGUCAGUGACUUACGGCAUCUGAAUGUGUCUUCACCCUCCUCGAGGGACCCAACACAUGAGGGAACCUCAGUAGCCUCCAGUCGCAGCGAGUCCUGGGAGACCGUGUCCUGCAGAGCACUCAUAGUGGGCUGCUUUCAGGGCUGAGCUACUGGUUUGUGUCUGUGGCUUUGAUGCUCCUUGGCCAGGGCCCUCUCUAGUAUCUGUGGCAGCUCUGAUCACCACGGGGCACCACUGCAGAGCCACUUCAGUUUCCCUUCUGCACCCACCCCCGAGUGCUGCUACAAGCACAGCAGCACGCAGCACGGGCACGUUUUCCUGUGCUGGACUUAAUGGCAAGCACCCAGGUUCAGGAGGAACAGUCAAGCUGUAGCACACACCUGGGCUCUAGGGAAGCAGCGAGCCAGGGUCUGCUGGGCUCCACCUGAAGGUGCUGAAUUGUGAGCCCUCUUGUUCACGUCACCACACUGCCCACCACUGUGGUCUUUCAUCACUGCCACUGCGGUUUUUCACAAAAACUGAGUAUUUUUUACAUCUCUGCCUUCUUUGUUCACUCAGUAUCAUGGUUGUUUCUUGUAUGAGUCUUCUCCAAGCAGAGAGCAUCUGUUGCAGAACUAUGCAUCAUUUCUUCAUGGGCCAUUUUUCUCAUGACAGACAAAAUGUUUUUAAUCCUUUGUGAACGCUGCCUUGUUCUUUUGUCUGUAAAGGACAGAAACUACUAGGAGAAAGGAGGAUAUUUUUAGUAUCUACUCAAAAAUCUUAUGUCCGCAUUUCUUUUGCACAUGAAGACUGCGGCUCGGAGCACCUUGUCUGACUCCAGUUCUAUCUCGUGCCUUACGCCCCAGAGCCACAGUGCUGGGUGAGGGCGAAGGACGGGAAGCGCGCUGCGGCCCGGGGGGUGAAGCUCUGCAGCUGUGUGCAGGCCACAUUCUUCUCUGCCCGAAUCGUGGGGUGCACAAACCCACCACUGUAAGGACUGUGAAGUCCAGUGACGACAUCUAGAGUGAGCCCCUCUGCGUUCUAGGUCAUCCUGAACACCUGCAGCCACCUGGGUAAAUGGGGUCUUUUCCCAGGAGCCCGGCUGACUGGAUGCACAUGGUGGUGGAGUGCUUCUGCCCUCCUCGAACAUACGUGACACUGUACUAUAUUUCUAGCUGGCUGGCUUUCAAUGAGAUUUUCAUGUUACUAGGUAUGAACAUGAAUAAACAUUUUAAUUUCCCUUGUCA
Cavia porcellus (domestic guinea pig) is the source of this 7379-nucleotide messenger RNA. RefSeq names its product pyruvate dehydrogenase phosphatase regulatory subunit (gene Pdpr). The record is from RefSeq and is a predicted model, not a curated record. The coding region runs from base 245 to 2905 and encodes 886 amino acids. The transcript has 18 exons. Gene Ontology annotation, cellular component: mitochondrial matrix; cytoplasm; mitochondrion. Lineage: Eukaryota; Metazoa; Chordata; Mammalia; Rodentia; Caviidae. Gene Ontology annotation, molecular function: oxidoreductase activity; protein binding.